UUCAAUAACAAAUCCGGUGUAAGCGCUCGUCUUGUAUCGAUUUCUCAUAAACGAUUACCUGGGUCUGUUAGAUAGGCUGUUGAAGGGUUCAAGUGAAAGGAGCAGUAAGAGUAAACAUAUGGAGGACAUCGAUAAGAAAAUAAAAGUCUCGCUCUCCCCUGUGUGACUCACUGGCAGCACAGAAGCAGUUCUCCUCUCCUCCGUCUUUGCCGUUCUCUCUCCUGCCUCGCCGCGCUGCACCGGACCCUAUAUGACAAGCAGGUUCUGACACAAGCCUGCCAUUGCAUCUGUGAUAUGUGCCGGCUGACUUCAGUGGAGUGAGAACUUGCACGUUCUCCUGCUCCCUUUCCCCCCUCUCUCUCUCUCUCUCUCUCUCUCUCUCUCUGUCUCUCUCUCUCUCUCUUUGUCUUUCCCACACUCUUUCUCUUCUGCUCUCCUUUUCUUUCUCUCCCUCUCUCUCCAUUUCUUUUUCCACUGGAGGCAAAAGAAGCUGUUGAACGUGGCUGUCGCUGUGCAUGUGGUCAGCCUUCACCUGACGCCGGUGCGAAGAAAGAACCCAAACGCGGUGUUGUGUCGCCUGACUAAGUGUGAGUUGGGAAAAGGAGGUGGACGAGUGAACCGGAGGGCAAGCCAGGCCUCUGUUGACGUUUGACGCGGCGCAGAGGGGAGUGGAAAGGCAGGCGACCCAGAAGGAGCCACGCCCCUAGCCUUGCAGAGAGCAGUGGCUGAGUGGUGUGCUGUAGGAAGCCCGGGUGGGCUCCAUGCUGUGAGAGGACCCAGGCGUAGCUAACCAACAGCACCACCUGCUCACGGCCCAUCUCUCUGAGCCCACCUGCCCAGCCACCUGAGCGAGGGAGAGAGGAAGAGAAAGAUAGAGAGAGACAGAGAGAGAGAGAGGGGGUGAAAAAGCAAGACCAGGAGAUAUGGGAUUCCUGGUGUCUUGCAUUCUUGUGAUGGCUCUCAUCUGUCAAAGCCAUAGCCACAGUGGCAGUCCUCAGGCCAGGAUCAAACGGUAUCAGGAGACACCUUGGUCUGACCCGAAUGACUGCACCCAGCCCAGACAACCUCUCAUCAUGUCCAACCCCUUCAACUUCUCUGUGGACAUCCGUAUGCCAGGGGUCCUUCCCACUUCAUCUGAUUCCUACUACUGUGUGGCUGUUCCGGUGCCCACAUCAAGGGAGGCCUAUAUAGUGGAUUUUGUGCCCCACGCCUCCAUGGACACUGCACACCACAUGCUCUUAUACGGCUGCAGAGCGCCAUACUCCACCAAAGGCUUCUGGGAUUGUGGGACAGAGCAGGGCACCUGUCAGGAUGAGGCCAAGAUCAUGUAUGCCUGGGCCAGGAAUGCUCCACCCACCAAUCUCCCUAAAGACGUUGGCUUUAAAGUUGGAGGAGAUACCCAGAUCACCUACUUUGUGCUGCAACUUCACUAUGGCGACGUCAACAGCUUUAGAGAUCACCAUAGGGACUGCUCAGGACUUACUCUAAGAAUGACUUCCAAACCACAGCCCUAUGUUGCUGGCAUGUAUCUGAUGAUGUCCUUGGACACUGUCAUCCCUCCAGGAAAGACAGUUACCAAUGCAGACAUUGCUUGCACUUACUUAUCAUACCCAAUGUACCCUUUUGCCUUCAGGACCCACACACAUCGCCUUGGUAAAGUCGUUAGUGGCUACAGAAUUCGAAAUGGACAGUGGAUGCUGAUUGGGCGCCAGUCCCCACAGUUACCACAGGCCUUUUAUCCAGUGAGCAACGCCAUCGACGUGAGAUACGGAGAUACGCUGGCCGCCCGCUGUGUUUUCACCGGAGAAGGCAGGACCGGCAAAACGCGAAUCGGAGGCACCUCCAACGACGAGAUGUGCAACUUCUACAUCAUGUACUACAUGGACAACAAGCAUGCUGUGCCUUACAUGGAUUGCAUGGACCAUGGCACCAGUGGCCUGUUCAGAGGCAUCCCGGCCGAAGCCAGCGUACCCAUCCCCGUUAGCCCAGACAAGCUCGUCUCCAUGGUGCACGGCUCCGCCCACAGAGACGGCGAGGACGACUCGGAGCUCAAGCAGCCGAAGAGAGACGAGGAGGAGGUUCCCGAUCAGGGUGACUUCUAUUCCCUUCUCUCCAAACUCCUAGGGGAGAGCGACGACAUUGUCCGUGUGCAUAAGUAUAACCCCGCGGAGGCAGCCCAGGCGGAUCUGGUGGCUGAAAUCGAUAGCAUAAUGCAAAAGAAAGGCCUGGGCUGGCCCGUGCCGGGGCUGGGCUAUGGCCAGAGCGAGGACACAGUUCUGGUGAGGGACAGAGUACACAAGUUCCAUCAGUUAGAAGCCACUGUCAGGCCGCCGGGGACCGCCAGACAGCUGAGAACAAAGCUGGCAAAGGUCACAAAACAAGGAGCUCAUCUGGAAGAGAAGGCUGGUUGGCCAGAGGUGCAGCUUCAGCUGGGCCAGGUGUCUGGUCUGGCUCUGGACUCCAGUGAGAACCUGAUCAUUUUCCACAGAGGAGACCACCGAUGGGGAGUAAACUCCUUUGACAGUAACGCGAUAUACCAGCAGAAGGCCCUUGGUCCCAUCCAACAGUCCACUAUUUUGGUGGUGGAUCCGGUCAAAGGCAGCGUGCUCAAGGCCUCAGGGAGAAACAUGUUUUAUUUGCCCCAUGGCAUUACCACUGAUAAGGACAAUAACUAUUGGGUGACCGAUGUAGCGCUUCAUCAGGUGUUGAAACUAAGCAGGGAUGGGAAGGACACAUUGCUGCUCACCCUGGGUGAGGCCUUUGUGCCUGGCAGCGACCAUGGCCAUUUCUGCCAGCCCACCGACGUGGCUGUGGAUCCAGACACGGGCAACGUCUACAUCUCAGAUGGCUACUGUAAUGCCAGGGUCCUUAAGUUCUCGCCCGAGGGCAAAUAUCUGACACACUGGGGAGCAGGUUACCUAGACCGGCGGCGCCGCGGACCCUUCCGGAUCCCCCACAGCUUGGCCUUCGCCCCAGACAAGCGUGAGCUGCUGGUAGCCGACCGCGAGAAUGGCCGCGUGCAGUGCUUCAUGGCCGACACCGGCGAGUUCGUCAAGGAGAUCAAGAAAGACGAGUUCGGAGGGGAGGUUUUCGCUGUGGCCUACGCACCUGUACACAGUGGGCUGAUCUAUGUGGUCAAUGGAGAGUCCCCAUACGGCAACUUUGCCCCCCUCCAAGGCUUCAUGCUCAACUAUUCAACCAAAGAGAUCUUGGAUACGUUCGCCCCAGAAACACAGAAGUUCAAAAUGCCUCAUGACAUUGUUGUUGCAAAAGAUGGAAGUGUCUUCGUUGGGGAUGCCUCUUCAGACUCGGUUCUGAAGUUUGUGCCAUCUGAAAGUGUGCUUUACUUUACGCCAUCUCUCCUUUCAGAGGCAGAGCACCGUUCUGUUAAAAAAGGGGGGAUCGAGGUGCAGGAAAUUGAAGAAACGGAGACUUUCGUACAGGCCAAUCUGAAGCCCAUCCAAAAGUCAGCGUCUCAGUCUGCAGAGGCAGCUGUGUUAAAACUGCCAGCAACAGUGCAGGAGGAGGGGGUGCUGGCUCAGCACAGCUCCACCCCUGAGGAGAAGGAGAAGAGCAGCAGUACUGGUGCCUCUGCUGCACAGGGCCUCUCCCCGGCUGUCCUCACCACCCUGCUGCUUCUCCUCCCCCUCCUGCUGGUCAUCGCUGUUGGCGCGUUCGUCCGCUGGAAGAAGGGCCGGAUGUACGGAGACGGUCAUGAGGUGAAGCUAGAACCAUCGGGAUCCUCAGGAGGAAUCUUGGGUAAACUCAGAGGCAAGGCUGCAGGGACGCUGAACUUGGGGAAUUUCUUUGCCACCCAUAAAGGCUACACACGGCAGGGCUUUGACCGCCUCAGUACAGAGGGUAGCGACCUGGAGAAGGACGACGAGGAUGCCACUGACUCAGAGAAUGAGGAGUACUCGGCCCCGCCUCCUCCCGGGAUUUCAUCACAGUGAGAUGCCCAGAGCCCACCCCAUCCGCUCUGCCCCCGCCCCCGCCCCCGCCCCCACACCCCCCUUCAGCACAGCCCGGUCUGGUCCUCCCACUCGCACCGUCAGGAUGUACUGCAAUCAUACGUGUAAUUGUUCGUAUUGGCUGCCAAUAUAUUUUAUUUAUUUGUGCAAAACCUUUUUCUUAGUAGUAUGUAUGACUGCCACUUUAAUUUAUAAAUUUUAAGGGGACCAUGUAGAGGAGCAAAACACUGGUAGCAUUAAGAAUAAAGCUAUAUGGUUAUUUUUUAAUGGGAGGGGAGGAAUGUUGUUUAAUUUUUAAUUAUGAUCAGUAAACUUCUUCCAAUAAUUUAUCAGUUUCUCAAAGAAAAAAAAGCCUUUUUUUUUUUGUGUAAUUGGUCUUUAAUCACUUAUCUGUACAUUUGUGCCUUUUGAUUAUGUAUUUCACCUUCUGCAGCACCUAUAUUACUACAAAUGUGCCACUUAUUUCAAAACGCUGCUACUGUCACCUGUAUUUUGGUUUCUGUUGUGCCGCAUUCAAUGAAAAGAAAAAAAAGAGGAUUAUGAUGAUAUAUCUAAAACUGUAUUUACUACAUUUUCCAAGCAGGAUGUAAAAUGUGUCUGAUAUUUGUUGUGACAUACUGAGGUUUUAUUGCAAGAAUACUAUUUUCAGUAACAAUGUUAUUUGUGUAAUAAAGUGUCUGCAAAGCAUCACCUGACAGUUUUCUAAA
This is a messenger RNA of Electrophorus electricus (electric eel), 4678 nucleotides long. RefSeq names its product peptidylglycine alpha-amidating monooxygenase (gene pam). Gene Ontology annotation, molecular function: protein binding; copper ion binding; peptidylglycine monooxygenase activity. Lineage: Eukaryota; Metazoa; Chordata; Actinopteri; Gymnotiformes; Gymnotidae. Gene Ontology annotation, biological process: peptide metabolic process. Gene Ontology annotation, cellular component: extracellular region; membrane. The record is from RefSeq and is a predicted model, not a curated record.